AUGUUAUAUUUUACUACUCUAGUAGCUGCAGCUGCCGCUCAAUUUGAGCAUCACCACGGGCAUGGACACGCAUACUCAUCUCAGCAUAUAUCACACCAUACCGGACACCAUCAUGACACAGAGCAGCACGGUCACCAUGAACAUGAACACCAUGACUACCAUGCACAUCCUAAAUACGAGUUUGAAUACAAAGUAUCGGAUCCUCACACCGGUGACCACAAAAGCCAGCACGAGACCCGUGAUGGUGACCACGUAACCGGUUCCUAUUCAUUGAAGCAACCUGAUGGCUCCGAAAUGACUGUUCAUUACCAUGGUGAUCAUCAUAGUGGAUUCCAUGCUACCAUCAAGCAUGGCACACAUCAUUUAGUGCCGCAUCAUAAACAUCAUCAUCAUCAUUAG
Galleria mellonella (greater wax moth) is the source of this 399-nucleotide messenger RNA. RefSeq names its product histidine-rich glycoprotein-like. The transcript has 4 exons. The record is from RefSeq and is a predicted model, not a curated record. NCBI's taxonomy places the organism in Eukaryota, Metazoa, Arthropoda, Insecta, Lepidoptera, Pyralidae. Gene Ontology annotation, cellular component: extracellular matrix. Bases 1 to 399 code for a protein of 132 amino acids.